CCCCCCCCCCUUCUCUCUCUCUCUCUCUGCAAUGGAAGAAAGGAAAAUGGCUCUUAGAUCUCUCGACAACGCUCUCCCAACGACGCCCGAAAGGCCGAAGAAGGUAGCAAAGGUCACGCCGUCCCCCAUCCGAAAUCCUCCUGAUUCCGGUGUGAACGACGAAAACGCGGCGCCGACGACCGUUGUGGACCCCACCCCUGAUUACAUCACUUCCAAGGAUCUCAAGCCCCUUCCGGACCCAGAAGCAAAAAUCCAAGGUUUAUUGGACGGGUUAGAUUCAAAGGAUUGGGUGAAGGUGUGCAAGGCACUAAAUGAUGCACGCCGAUUGGCUCUUUACCACUCCUCUCUUCUGCUCCCCAUUAUGGAUAAAGUUAUGUUGGUGAUGGUGAAAGCUAUGAAGAACCCAAGGAGUUCAUUAUGCAAGACAUCCAUUAUGGCUUCUACUGAUAUUUUCCAAGCCUUCGGCCAUCUCUUACUUUCUUCAUCGCCUGAUGCUUUUGAUCAUUUGCUACUGCAGCUCUUGCUGAAGGCAUCUCAAGACAAGAAGUUUGUGUGUGAAGAAGCUGAGAAGGCACUCCAGGCAAUGACUGCCUUUGUGCCGCCACUUCCCUUGCUCCAAAAGCUCCAGACCUAUGUUAGCCACACCAACCUUAAAGUAAGGGCCAAAGCUGCUGUUUCCAUCUCCAACUGUGUCUCCAAUAUGGCCCUUCAAGGGAUGAAAGAAUUCGGAUUCCUUCCGCUGAUUCGAAUGGCGGCAGACUUGCUGAAUGACAGGCUGCCUGAGGCUCGGGAAUCUGCUCGAAGCAUCGCAAAUUCAGUCUAUGAGGUGUUUGAAGCAGACGAUGAAAGGAAAACGAGCGAAAUGUCAUCUCUUGAGUCGUGGCAGAGCCUGUGCUUGUCUGGUUUGCCACCCAUUUCGGCACAAGCAAUGGUUAAAAUAGUUCCCCAGUAGUGAUAGUUUUUUUUUUUUUAAAAGAUGUUCUCUCUCUAAGGUUGUUUGGGAGUGGUUUUUUACUCAUGUAAAAUUCUAUUUUACAUGGGGCACAAAACAUGAUGAAUGUG
Molecule: messenger RNA, 1062 nt
Organism: Magnolia sinica
Lineage: Eukaryota; Viridiplantae; Streptophyta; Magnoliopsida; Magnoliales; Magnoliaceae
Exons: 5
Coding region: 32-952 (306 amino acids)
Biological process (GO): microtubule cytoskeleton organization
Cellular component (GO): cytoplasmic microtubule
Molecular function (GO): microtubule binding
Source: RefSeq, a predicted model, not a curated record